Messenger RNA from Pseudophryne corroboree (corroboree frog), 1092 nucleotides. It is a transcript of the gene RLN3, whose product is annotated as relaxin 3. The record is from RefSeq and is a predicted model, not a curated record. Gene Ontology annotation, cellular component: extracellular region. Gene Ontology annotation, molecular function: G protein-coupled receptor binding; hormone activity. NCBI's taxonomy places the organism in Eukaryota, Metazoa, Chordata, Amphibia, Anura, Myobatrachidae. Bases 253 to 720 code for a protein of 155 amino acids. The transcript is spliced from 2 exons.
GAAAGUGAUUUUCUGGCUGUGUCCGGGUGAUUGCUGCUACUGACGAGCUUUGAAUAAUUCUUGGUUGAUUAAGCUUUUGAAAGGUUAUCUUUUCUCUCAGGACUGGUCUUGGGAGGGGGCUGACGAGCAAGGUCCUUAUCUCUUACCUCAGGUCCACACCGUCUGCUGCCUAUAAGAGGAUGGUGAGCUGUACAGGAGUUAGUCACAUUCCCUCCUGCCACCUGCUGCGCUGCCCAGGAACCGAACAGCAACAUGCCUAGCCUGGCACCAGCCGUCCUCACUGUCGUGUGGCUGCUGGCGUGGCACAGUGGCACCAGUGCUAGUGCUAGAGUGCCUACUCUCGGGGUGAAGCUGUGCGGGAGAGAAUUCAUAAGGGCCGUCAUCUUCACUUGUGGGGGGUCUCGAUGGAGGAGAAACGACGCCAUGCAGACAGGAGACCCUGCCGAUGGUUUUCGGAACCUAGGACCCACGGACAUAGAUUCCGAGGAGGAGGAAACGUUUAGCGAGUGGGCUAACUUGCGCCCCAUCAAAGGUGAAAUCAUGGACUUCGGGACCUCCCAAAGCUGGAGGGACGCCACGGGUGCAAGACACGGAGCCGCCGCUGCGUCAGAAGACUCCCUGAGGGUGGGGGAAAGACGAGGACGGGAGGUGGCGCUGGGCUUGUCCAGUACGUGCUGCAAAUGGGGCUGCAGUAAAAGUCAGAUCAGCUCCCUGUGCUGAGGCCGGAGAACAGCCGCAGUUCUGUUCGUGUCCGUUACGGAGAGUGGAUUCAGUAUGGCCGAACACAUGCAUUGAUGUGGUGCAGAGUGUAUGAAUGUUUACUGUGACAGCUCCUAGGGGGCUGCCUGUGUCCUGUUACAUCUGUGAAAUCUUCCUGUAGUAUGGACGUGUUAUUUAUUACCACCUGCGGUCACGGCGUACUGGCCUAUGUAAUAAGCCGUGUCAUUUUCUCUAAUAAAGAACAAAACAAGAGCGCAAACAACUGCCAAAAACAAGUGCUGUGUGACAAAUAUAAGUAGCACCUUGUCUGACCGACAUGUAAACCUGUGUUUUGUGUAUAUAAACCAUCUGGCGAUCUUGUUGAUAUUGUUA